AUGAUUUUGGCCAGGUUGGAAAAUGUUGAAGGGCAACAAAGUGCCCUUAUUAAAGGUCAAUCCGAGAUCUUGGGUCAAUUGCAGAAGCUGAUGACAAUGAUGGAAAAUCUUAGUAGGCCAGCUCCAUAUCCACACCCUCAGUCCACUGAAGAAGGCCCUCAGUCCACUGAAGAAGGCCCUCAGUCUCCUGUAGAUGAAGACAUUCUCCCUAACGAUUACAGACCUGAUGAUGUAGAUGAUCACAUUUUUCGCACACCAGAGGAUAUGCAAAUUAUUGUAAUCAGAGAUACUGAAGAUUCUGAAGUACAAUUCUUAAACAUAGCUCCACCAGCACCGGAGAAGAGGAGAGAAAGAAAGAGGCCUAGGUGGUUCGAUGAGUACACUGCAAUGAGGAAAAGGAAUAAGAAAUCGAAGACAGCAGUGAAUGUGGAUCCAUUGAGGGUUGUUGAUGGUAAAUUACUUAUGACCUUUCAUAAGUGGUUGCUUGGCACCAUUGGGAAUAAAUAUCCGAGGGAAUGCUUCUCAGGGACACACGAUGCUGCUUGGUUCCUGAAACUGCAUACUCCGAGGACAUGGCUUUCUGACUCUCAUUUAGAUGCAGCAUUCCAUCUCAUGAGGAGGCGUCUAGAAUUUUAUCCUAACAUGUACCCUCAGAAAUGUGUUGUUAUGCCUACAAUUUUUCCCGAAUCAUUGAAGGCUCGGUGGGACGCUUUUCCAGGUUCUGACUACUCUAGAUUUAGUUGGGAUGACAGUAUAUUGGACCUGGUUAGGGGUGAUGCAAUCCAGUUCUUAUCGAGUUGGCAGAACAAGGAGUUCAUUUAUUUUGCCCUCUUCUUGAAAGACCAAUUGCAUUGGGUAGCUGUAGAGGCAGACCUGAAUGGGUGGAUGCUCAACAUCUUUGACUCCAGUAUUGGAUCAAUUUCCGAAAACGAUUUGAUCAGCUUGAUGGUUGACUGGUGUACCAUUUUCCCGUCGGUCUUGCGACAGUCCGGUUUAUUUGAGAACCAUGACGUUAUACUCGCGCCUCAGUUGACAGCAUCAGAGAGCCAGGUCAGACCCUUCGAUUGGAAACUCACUCCACGUGAAUUCGUACCGCAAACAAAAUCCAGGUGAACUUUAUUAAAUAUCACAUAUUAAUUAUUAUUUCUUAAUUACAAAAUUUAUUAAAUUAUUGUUUAUUUUCUAAUGCAGUG
Molecule: messenger RNA, 1193 nt
Organism: Humulus lupulus (European hop)
Lineage: Eukaryota; Viridiplantae; Streptophyta; Magnoliopsida; Rosales; Cannabaceae
Exons: 2
Coding region: 1-1113 (370 amino acids)
Biological process (GO): proteolysis
Molecular function (GO): cysteine-type peptidase activity
Source: RefSeq, a predicted model, not a curated record